AUGGGUGGCUACCACCAACAGAGGUCAGCAUGCCCAGUCUCUUCUACGUCCCUGUGGCCUGGCCUCCCAUCCAUUGGGGAAAUACUGCCGCUGUCCCUUCAGGAACCCAGAAUAAGCUUAUCCUCGCAAGAAGAUCUCGGAAUGAGCUCGAUCCCCAAGUUGGGAGCCCGGGCCCCAGGCCACCCAGGAUUCCCAGUGCUUCACGUUCUGCUAGGAUUGGCUUCGGCACAGCUGGGAGCUGUCCAGGCACAAGGAGAUUGUGGCAACUGCUACCAUCUCAAUCCAGGUGCGAUUGCAGGUGUGGUGUUGGGAGACCUGCUUUUGACUUUGCUCCUUGCAUUGGCUGUAUACUACGUGGCCACCUGCUUCUACCAACGCCAGCUGGCCAGCAGUGAACUCAAGAAGACACGGACAGCAGAGAUGGAGUCCCCCUACCAGGAACUCGAUGCCCGCACUCUGGACGUUUACAGUGACCUGAAGAAUCCAAGACGCACCUUCAGAUAAAUCUUCUUACUCCGGGCUGGGCCUUUUGAUGGGGAGGGGGACCGAGCCAGCCACUUCUCAGAGACUUCCAAUGUCUCCAUGCAAGCUCCUCUUCCGGAAAGAAAAGCUUUUUUUCCAGACCUAUCCUUCAAGACAAGGCUCCAACUGUGAACAGUCAUUUCAUUCUUCUCCUUGAGAUGCUCCCCUGCUGUGUCUGGUCUGCUUGAGGGCACCUUUGCCCAGGUUCACUGCAGUGAUAGAGCCAUCACCAGCUGCAGCACAAUGUAGAGCUCUCUGGCAGUGGGGAAACGUGUACGCCCUCAGUCAGAUCUUCAACCAGGAAUACCUUAUUCUAUUUCACCGGCCCCUGACUGGUUGCCAAGUUUCAUGUUGAGUUUUAGGCUUAAUUUACAACCGGGACUGUGUCAUGCCUGGCUCACGAGCACCCGAGAAGGGCGUUCAGCUCAGCUUCUGACUUUUCCCAUAGAGUCCCUUUGGGGUUUUGUCUUCUUCUUUUUUUCAGAUUUGUUUGGGCAGCAACCUCUGUGAAGAUCUCCCGGAUAAGUCUGUUGAAGUGGCGGAUAGGUACAGCCCCCCAGCCGCUGUAACCAGUGACCUAUCAGGUCCCCGGUUCAUAUCUUUCCACUGUCACCAAGUCACCUGGCAGCCUUCGCUUUCAGUUCCAAUUUGUAAUAUUGGGGUAACAAGAAUGCCAAACUUCCUUCCAAGGGUGUCGUGAGGAUCACAGCAAGAUAGAAAUCAAUAGGGUCACAACAAGAUAGAAAUCAAUAGGGUUUGCAUAUGAGGAGAACCUUCUAUGCUGCAGAACCCUUUCGUGUAAAAUGAGAGUGGGGGGGGGGGUAUACAUAUUUUUUCACACGUACAUUUGUUUUUGCUUUGUUGUUUUCCAUCAGGUAUUUUGAACUGUACCAAGUUGGCUCUUAGCAUUAUUCGGCUUCCUUUGUUGCUUUGUUUCCUGUGGGCGGGAAGGAAUCCUGCGUUUGCCUGAUGUUGAAUUUUCCUCUGAACAAAUGUCUGCUGCAAGAAAAUGUUGUACCAGGUAGAAUUUUAUUGCAGGUGGUUAGCAUGUAUAUUAGGGAUGCCAGCUUCCGGGUGGGACCAGAAUUCCACCAGAUCUGUCGCUUGUCUCCAGACUACAGAGAUCGGUUCUCCUGGAGAAAAUGGAUGCUUUGGAGGGUGGACUUUAUGGCACUGUGCCCCACUGAGGUCCCUCUUCUCCCCAGGCUCCAUCCCCAAACCUCCAGGAGUUUUGCAACCUGGAUCUGGUACCCCUAUUCCCCCAGCAACCAUAGUGCAUAUAAAUAAAUACAUCCUGAUUUGUCAUGCAAGAUAGUGGACUGGAGAGAAAGGCAUAGAGACAGGGACCAAGACUUUGUCCCCUCCCAUGAUUGGCAGCUUCGCAGCUUGAAGGAGGAUGAGAUCCAGACCAACCUCAUCAGCAGGAACCCAGUUUCUGAAGACAUGCAGAGCAGUGGCGUAGAGCCAAGGGGAAAGGGGGAUGCGUGACGCACCGGGCGCGUGCCAGUAGCGGGGGUAUGGAGGAGGCAUUCCGGGGCAUGGCAGGGGCACGGGACACACGCGUGCCCCGGGCACAGUUCCCCCUCGCUCCAGCCCUGAUUCAGAGUGCAUGUUCACUGACAAACCUAUCCAAACCAUUGCCAGCAGCAGGUUUAGGGGACUGACAACACCUUCAAAGCAGUGGUGUAUCUAGGCAAACUGGGGUCCUGGGCAAAACCUGAGUUUGAUGCCCCCCAUUGGUGGAGCAGCCCGGCCACGGCACUCACCCUUCCCCGACGGCCCCAACAGCCCAAGUUCACUGGAGGCGGAGCUCCCCGUCCUCCUGCUCUGCGACUGGUGGCUUGUGGGCCACCGUACAGAGUGGACAGGUCUUAGUCAGAGUGAAUGGGGCUUAGAAAUCAGGCGUCCCCACUUGACUACAAAUUUCUGCACCUUGGGCAACUGCCCACUUUGCCUAAUGGGUGGUACGCCACUGCUCAAAGAGUUCCUCUUGUUUCCUGCCAUUGCCUUUUCCCAUCAGAUCUCUCAUGUCAUCAUACAAAGGAAACCAAGACCCCUCUCCCCAAGCAAGUGGGGGAAACGCCACUUUUCUUUUGGCCAAGGUUGUGGACAGCUUGAGAAAGGAAAGGGACUACUCGACUCACAAAGUUAGCUUUAAAAAAGAAGUAGGCAUGUUUUAUUUAGAGAGACAUUCAAUUUAGAAACUUUAUAACAUACUCCCCCUUCAGGUUGAACCCAAAUAAAUGUACCAAAAACACAAGAGAAACAACCAAUACAACGUGUUCUUCACUAAUUCUGCUUACUUAAAACCUCUUGUCUUUUCCCAGCCUGUCUCCUCCUGAUUGAUGGAGAGCCAUCAGUGGGAGAAUUCUGAUUGGAUGCUGUAAAUCCCAAGCAUCAUUGGGGAAAGACUUAUGGUACCCAGGGGCAAUGAUGGGGAAAGGGGGUGCUGGCAGUGAAGGCCAUUGAGCAUGGACAGUGGGAGAAAGUGCGGGUGGAAAGGCACAAGAAAGGCCUCUUGACAGGCAGACAAUAGGGUUGCCACCUCGGAGUUGGAAA
Sphaerodactylus townsendi is the source of this 3081-nucleotide messenger RNA. RefSeq names its product transmembrane immune signaling adaptor TYROBP (gene TYROBP). The coding region runs from base 1 to 504 and encodes 167 amino acids. The record is from RefSeq and is a predicted model, not a curated record. Gene Ontology annotation, molecular function: signaling receptor binding. Gene Ontology annotation, biological process: positive regulation of macrophage fusion; neutrophil activation involved in immune response; microglial cell activation involved in immune response. Gene Ontology annotation, cellular component: cell surface. Lineage: Eukaryota; Metazoa; Chordata; Lepidosauria; Squamata; Sphaerodactylidae. The transcript has 6 exons.